AAAAAAAAAAAAAAAGAACAAGGGUGUGUGGGAGGGGGCAGGGAGGAGGAAAGGAACAUAGUUGUGUGUUGUGCACCAGGUUUGUGCAAGGUGACUUAAGCAUAUUAAUCCAUUUACUCCUCCAGACGGCCUGUGAGAUACUCAGUUUUACCUGACUUCUGCAUGUUGUCAUCUCGUGUACGCCUGGUCCCCACGACAGUCCGCCUAAUCCAUUCCCUGAUCUGCAGUUCUUCCCGUUCCUUCAUGGAUCUAAAGACUCUCCUUUCCUCCUUGAAUGACUUUGCAUCCCUCUCAUUUGCUGAGAGUUGGGACAAUGUUGGAUUACUGGUGGAACCAAGCCCACCACACACUGUAAACACGCUCUUCCUAACCAAUGAUUUGACAGAAGAAGUGAUGGAGGAGGCACUGCAGAAGAAGGCAGAUCUCAUUCUCUCCUACCAUCCACCCAUUUUCCGACCUAUGAAGCGUAUCACCUGGAAAACCUGGAAAGAGCGCCUGGUGAUCCGGGCACUGGAGAACAGAGUCGGGAUCUACUCUCCUCACACGGCCUAUGAUGCUGCUCCGCAGGGAGUCAACAACUGGCUGGCUAAAGGGCUUGGAGUUUGCACCUCCAGGCCCAUCCAUGCUUCCAGAGCUCCUGACUACCCCACGGAGGGAACACACAGAGUAGAAUUCAAUGUUACCCACACCCAAGACCUGGACAAAGUCAUUUCUGCAGUGAAAGGAAUUGCAGGUGUAUCUGUCACUUCUUUUUCUGCUAGGUCUGAUGAUGAAGAACAAACACGGCUCAGUCUGAAUUGUACUCAGCAAGCUUUAAUGCAGGUGGUGGCUUUUCUUUCCCAGAACAGACAAUAUUAUCAGAAGACUGAAAUUCUGUCAUUGGAGAAGCCUCUGCUUCUACAUACUGGGAUGGGACGGUUAUGCACCCUGGAUGAGUCUGUCUCCUUGGCAACCAUGAUUGAGCAAAUCAAAAGGCACCUAAAACUGUCUCAUGUUCGCCUUGCUCUUGGAGUAGGGAAGACCUUAGAGUCCGCAGUCAAAGUCGUGGCCGUGUGUGCUGGUUCUGGGAGCAGUGUCCUUCAGGGAACAGAGGCCGAUCUCUACCUCACAGGUGAGAUGUCCCAUCAUGAUGUUCUAGAUGCUGCUUCCCAAGGAAUAAAUGUGAUCCUCUGUGAACAUAGCAACACUGAACGAGGCUUUCUUUCUGAUCUUCGAGAUAUGCUGGAUGCUUACUUGGAGAAUAAGAUUAAUAUUAUCGUGUCAGAAAUAGACAGGGACCCUCUUCAUGUGGUAUAAUGCAUGCAGGAACAACCAGAUGACACAAUCUGCAAAUCGAACGGCUCCCAGCUCAAAUGCAUCACAUGAAUCAGUGGGGUAUCCUUCUGAAAGAAUGUCUUAGAAGGUACAUUAUCAUUUCUGGUUUCUUGAUCUGCUUCACCAGAUGUUCUGUAGCUCAGAAGGUAAAAACAAUAAUAUAAUUACCAUUAAAGAACAAUUAUUAUAAAGAACAAAUUAAAGAAUAUAUUGUAUAAUAUGUAUUCAUUAUAACCUCUAGGAAAGAUGGAGUAAACCUGUUUACUUAACAUUCUUGGGAAAUAUCAGUAGCUCAAGUAAUCAUCUCCUUAGCUUAAUUAUAGAUGGGAUGUGUCAUUCUAUAUCUCUCUGUCCUUAGUUAUUUUAAAAAUAUACUUUUCCAAAAAAUAUAUAUAUAUACAUAUAAACUUUAAAACUUGGGAUUAGAACACCUGUAUAUAGGUAGUAGCCUCUGGAGGGUGAUAAGGUCUAUCUGUAUGUUUCUGUUCCUAGAUCACUAACCUCCCACCUAAAUUUCAGAAUCAGGAUGAGAUUUAUCAGGAUGAGUUUUUUGGGUUUUUUUGGCCAUGCUGUGCCACAUGCAGGAUCUUAGUUCCCCGACCAGGGAUCAAACCAGUGCCCCCUGCAGUGGAAGCAUGGCGUCUUAACCACUGGACGGCCAGGGAAGUCCCUCAGGAUGAGUUUUGCUUUUUGUUUUAAAUAUACAUGAUCAUUAUUCAUGUAAUUAUUGCUUUAUUGCUUUUUAGGUAACUCACCUGUAAUUUUAUUAGUAAUGUAUUCAAUAUAAAGAUGGUUAACUUUCAAAAUAAUGUUAGUGAGUACUUAUACAGUAUUAAUUUUGUGCCAGGCACUCUUCUAGGUGCUUUAUAAACACUUUCAAUCCUUUAUAAACAAGCAUAUAAGUAUUGUUACUCCCAUUUUACAGAUGAGGAAACUGAAACAGAGGUUAAGUAGUUUGCCCAAGGCCACGUAGCUAGGAAGUAAUGGAGUUAGUUAGGACACAAACUCAGGCAGUCUGGCUCCAGAGCCUGUGUGCUUAACUACAGUGUAUCUUAAUCAAAUACAUUGAUGACAGAACUGAUAUAAGAGGUAUGGAAGAAAUCCUGAAGGGAAAAAAAAAUCCAUUUUAACUGUGAUUUUCUCUGGGGGGUAUGAUGAGAGGUUUUUUUUUUUUAAUGUAUAUAUAUACAUUUUGGCUGCGUUGGGUCUUCAUUACUGCGCGUGGGCUUUCUCUAGUUGCGGCGAGCGGGGGCUACUCUUCGUAGCGGUGUGUGGUCUUCUCACUUCGGUGGCCUCUUUAGUUGAGGAGCACGGGCUCUAGGCACGCAGGCUUCAGUAGUUGUGGCGCACGAGCUUAGUUGCUCUGUGGCAUGUGGGAUCUUCCUGGACCAGGGAUCAAACCCAUGUCCCCUUCAUUGGCAGGCGGAUUCUUAACCACUGCGCCACCAGGGAAGUCCCCAUUUUUUCUUUUUAAUGCUUUUAUACAUAUUUCCAAUUUCUCCACUGAGCAUGUUACUAUGGUAAUGGCAAAAGCAAAUCUUUUAAAAUACUAUUUGUCUAAGAUGAGAAGCAUAGAAUUUUAUAUUUCCUUUGUAGGAUCCUCUUCCUACCAAUCUUUUUUCUCCUGGAGGCUUUGGGAUCCUAACUUAUAAAUUAUUCUUGGUGGUUCAUCUGUAAUACUGAUUCACUACAGAAAUAAUAGGAGUGAGCCUUAUGAAAUGCCCCCCAGUUAGAGUUGGAGGAGCCACCAAGAAAGGUGGGAGAACAGCUAAGUGUCAGAAGCCAGGAAGUAGAAAGCUUCAAUGAGAUGGUCAGCUUUGUCAAAGUAGAGAGAAUGAGAUGAUAGCAGCUUUGAGAGACUGUCUUAAUGGUAUUUGCUUCAUUCAUUCAUUCACUGUUCACUUUCUGUGUGCUGGGCCCAUAGAGAUGUGGGGAGGAUAGGACAGAAAUUUGGAUGACGGUUACAAUAAACUCUUAAGUAACUAUGAUAAAGAUAUGCAUAGGGUUUACAGGGGAGGUCUUCUGGGGAAAGGGGGUAGAAUUCAGUCAAGAGGGACAGCUUGAACAAGUGCACUAAGUAGAGAAACAGCACAGCACAUUGAAAAUCCCAAGGAAUUAAUUCAUGUAGACCCAAGUAAUUACUGUCAUGGUGGAAAGCGCAACGCAGGGAAGGUAUGGUCAGAGGUGAUGACAAAGAAAUAAACUGAGGCCAGUAGCUCUCAAACCCUCCUUUUUUUCUUUAUAGCACACUCAAGGUGUGAUGUGAUUUCAUCUGUAACUGACUGAUGACGGCAGUGAGGAUCUCAGUGAAGUAAUUUUAUGUUAAAUCCAGUUUCUUUACUGGCAUGCUAGCAUUUCUAAAUAAUUAAAAAUACCCCCAAACACAUCCUAUGCAGGAUUUAUUUUUAUUUUUUUCUUCCUGUGCAGUUUUUAAAAAAGUACCACUCAAGAUUAUUUACUUUCAGCUGUCAAAUUUUCUGAACUGUUAACUUUAACAUGUUGAUCGCUUAGUUGUAUACAUCAUUGCUUUCCAUACCUUUUAAUGUGUACCAGAACAUCUGGAGAUUUAGUUAAAAUGCAGAUUGAUUCAGAUGCCUGAGUAAGGGCCCAAGCAUUUCUUAAGUUCCCAGGAGAUGCUGAUGCUGCCAUUUUGAGGACCACACUUUGGGUAGCAAAAGUAAAGAUGCUAAAGGUAUUUAGGGGACCUAAAUACUUAAGACUUGAGGCCCAAGUGAUAUAUGCCAAAAUAAUGAAAAUUUGGUAAUGAGCUUUGUUAUACUCAUGCUUAAAGUUAUAUUUUCCAUAGUGUUAGUUAUUUCAAAUUUACUUUAUUCAACACAUUAAGGAUACUGUAAUUUUUAAUGCUGUUAAAACCUCAACUAGAUAUUUCACAUCACAUUUUCAUAUUCUCUCAACUGCCUAGCAUAGAGCCUUCUAAGUAAGUUCUCAGCAAACAUGAAUUAACAUGGCUUAACAGCAAUUUGAAAAAUUAAAGUAUGGGAGACUCUCCUAAGGGAGAGACAUCAAAUAAUUACAAAAAGCCUGAGAAAGUCAUUUACAUGACAGUUUAUCCCUUGGCUUUUAGGAGACACAGUCUGUGAUGAGGCAGACUCUCAUGACUCACUGUUAUAUCUGAGAGCCACUCAGGACUAAGCUGGAAGAGUCACCUCACCUCCUAGAAUGUAGGAAAAUACAUUGUGAACUUGCUACUGGCUCCAGGUUUGAAUUGGUUGGGGGGAAGAAUACAGUUGACCCUUAAACAAUGUGGGGUUUAGGAGUGCUGACCUGCACAGUAAAAAAAUCCAAGUAUAACUUAUAGUUGGCUCUCCCUGUGUAUGCUGUUUCUCUUUAUAUAUCCGUGGGUUCAACCAACCGUGGAUUGUGUAGUACUGUAGUGUUUACUAUUGGAAAAAACCUGCAUUUAAGUGGACCCACACAAUUCGAACCUGUGUUGUUCAAGGGUCAACUGUAGAUUUCUAAAGUUUUGUUAGUAAUUUUUUUUUUAAGUAAAACCUAUGCACCAUCCCUCGAACUUACUGAUCUUUUGUAUGAAUGACAUGUUCACAUAUUAAAAUGGCAAACAUGAUGCUAAGAAAGUUAAAUUUCUGGAGUAUCACAAGAACUGGUUUAGAACUCCCUGCCUAAGGAAUUCAGUAUUAUGCCAAGUUUGUAGAGUGUAACUGUCUGUCCUGCAUCCCCUGUGCCUUUUUUGGCCUAUUUUAGCCAUUUUAUUAAGAAGCAAGAAAAAUUUUUCAAGGUUUCAGGUCUGUUCAGUCUUGCGAGAAGCGAGUAACAGCAGAAGUUUGGAGCCUUAGCAAUCAAACUGAUAGAGCUGAAGCAACACUGACGUUGAAACAAGGUAACGAAGAACAUGUAAUUCUGUCAAGAUCACCAUCAGAACUGUGAGAUGCACUCAUAAAACUUUUGAAGCACUUCAAGAUAUCUUUAGUAAAAAAAACCCAGUACUAUAAAUGAAAAAAAAUGGUUAUAUCCAAAUUGGUUUCUUUAUUAAUAGUAAAGACUAUUCACACAUACUGCUUGCAAACAGUAUAGACACAAAAAUUAUAAAAAUAAACCAGUAGAUAUUUAAGGGCAAAUGCAAAGUUUGCACAUUAGGUCAUUAAAGAUUUCAUAUACUUUUUUUUUUUUUUUUUGCGGUACGCGGGCCUCACAGCUGUGGCCUCUCCCGUUGUGGAGCACAGGCUCUGGACGCGCAGGCUCAGCGGCCAUGGCUCACGGGCCCAGCCGCCCCGCGGCACGUGGGAUCUUCCCGGACCGGGGCACGAACCCGCGUCCCCUGCAUCGGCAGGCGGACUCCCCACCACUGCACCACCAGGGAAGCCCCUCAUAUACUUUUUUAUACUGUAAGUUAUAAUAAACUAAAUAUAUUAAGCAAAAAACAAAAACAAGGUGCAAACCAGCAAGCAUCAUAUGCCACCAUUUGUGUUUUUAAAAUGAGAAAUACAGACAAAUACCCUUAGAUGUGCAUAGAAUACCUUGGGAAGAAUGCUUAAACCGCUGUCAAUGGCUGCCUAAGGGACUGGAUCGGGAUGGUAAGGAAAAUCACUUUUCAUUGCAUAUCCUUUGGUACAAUUAAACAAUUUUAGAAUCCUAUUCAUGUAUAAAUUUAAAAUUUUGAUUAGUAAUUAUGCUUAAGACUAAACCCCUUAAUGCAUGGAUUUAAAAUAAAAUUACUUCAUUAUAUGACACAAAGAAAUGGUUUUAAGAAUUCUGAUCAUUUUGGGAAAUAUUUUCAUAAAAGGGGUUUACAAGAUGAGAAAUGGGUGAGAAAUGCUGAUGCAGUAUAUUACAGUGAUAUUUUAAUGAAGAAUUUCAUUUCCAAGUAUGAAAUAGUUCAGGGAGUAUGUGAAGACUAUGAGCUGACUCCAGUGGCCGAGAUUAACCUUCUUGUCUUUCCUAAGAGAAAAAAAGGCUUGAGUAUUUAAGAGGUUUGAAAUUGUCAUUUUAAGGAAAAAAACUGAAAUGUCUUACAGUGAAUUUUAGGCCUACUUGAUAGAGAAAUCAAAUUCAUUUAAGGCCAGCCAUUAAUAUGCUGCUCAUCUGCAUGUUAUUCAAGAAAAGAAAAACAUGUUGAUAUACAAGAAUAGUUAAAUUUUUAUUUUCUGUUGCCUUGAAAAAAUAACUAAAAUGAAAUUCAGGUUUGUGUUUCUCUAGCCUGGCUUCUAACUUGUAUCCUGAAGGUGACGGCACAGACAUUAAGUGUCCUGAGCAGCACGAUCUGUUACUGUUCACGUGCUUUCUGGGAUGGGCAUACACCCUAUAUACUCUUUUAUGUUUUUCCUACUCUCCCAACUGAAUGGCAUCAUGCUCCUUCUUCCUCUAUCAGCAUGUAGCCUAAAUACAAAAGGAGAAAGUUGAAUUACCUACUUUCCCCCAAUCUUACACCUUUUGUUAAGCCAUUUCAGAAACAGUAAGAGAUGAUCUGCCUUCUCUAUUAUACUCUUCAAUUCUGACACAUGGAAUAGCAAAUAAAGCCGAUUUACGUGAUGCUGCAACGUCUUUGUACUUCCACACUCUGGAACAAGCACAUUUGCAGAUAGCUCCAGGAGUGUUAAAGGCCCUCGAAAAAUUAGGAAUAUCAUCUCUGGUAUAAAAGAAUUCAAAACAUCCAGCUCCAAAUAGUCCCUGAGCACACUGUUCCUUCCAGCAAGAAGUCUCCAGAGAGGUAAUGAAUGAAAGGCACAUUUUCUCCAACUUGAGGACCACUGCAUAGUACUAGGAUGGUACAGCAGCCAGGCUAAUAAUCAAGGUUCUAAUUGAUGACAUUCCCCCUCCCAAUUUUAAAUCUUGUACAUUGGAAAAAGAGUCUAAUAUUGGAUGUAAACACAACAUUUUAGACUAGAGGAGUGGCAGCUGGGGUACAACUCUUCCACAGAAGAUUCAAGAGUACAGGAGAGCUUCAAAAUUCCUCUUCUUCCUUCUCUAAGAAAUCAGUCAAUGUUCCAUUGUCAACAGGAAUUAAUAAAUAUUCCACUCCAUCAGUUCCCUAAAAGAUGUAAGAAUACCCUGGAUGUUAGUCAUUCGUAAGAGAUAUAUUUGAAUCCUGUUGUAGGUUAAACAAAAAACUGAUUUGAUUUCAUUAAUAUUUUAUAUAAAGGUAUAAAAAUUAAGGCCAGAGGGCACACGGGCAUAUAUAUCUAUUAAAUACACUGAAUUUAUAGUUAAGCCGCUUUAUAGUGGAAAAGACUAAAGGAUGAGAAGGUGGGUAUUUUAUUUUCCACCUUCCUGCUCUUUCUAAAAUCUUAUACCACUGAUUUCUCUGUUCUUUUAGUCCCUGUUCAACUGGAUCCUUCCCAUUGGCUAUAGGUUCGGGUAUCUCCCAUUUUAAAAUAACCCUCACUAGAUUCCUCGUUCUUCUCCAUCCGUCCUAUAACCCUGGUACCUUUCCAGAAGAGUUGUCUAUAAAUGGUGGUCUCCAUUUCCUUGCUUUUCACUCAACCCAGGCCAGCCUACCUACUGCCACCAUUAUCAGGUCACCAGAAGAGCUUUUGCUUAGCCCACCAAGGAAUUCCAGUUUCCUAAAUUCAUUAUGUAUCUUCAGUCUUUGUCUUUUUGGCCUCUCGGCAGCUCCUGAGACUGCUGACCGUUAUUUUUUUUUUUGGCUGCACCACGCAGCACGUGGGAUGUGGGAUCUUAGUUCCUUGACCAGGGAUCAAACUCGUGCCCACUGUGUUGGAAGCGUGGAGUCUAAACCACUGGACCACCAGGGAAGUCCCUGACCGUUCUUUCUUAAAACACGCUUCUCUUGGCUUCUGUGACAACUUCGUUUUCUUCUUGGCUCUGUGGCUGUUUCACCUCUGCAGGCUUAUCUUCUACUUGGCCGUUAAGUGUCACACUGCUAGGCUUAGUUCUUGGCCCUCUAAUCUCACUAUAUGUCCUCCCUCUAGAUAGUCUCACCAAUGCCUGGUUUCAGUUAUAACUUAAAUAUGUAGGAAUCAUAACCUUGUAUCUCUAGCCCAGAUCUUUUCUCUGGUAUCUUGUCCCAGGAAUCCAAAUGCCUAGCUGACAUCUCUACUCGGAAAUCUCAGAAGAACCUCAAACAGAGUUAAGUCCAAACAUAUAAGACCAUGAACUCAUGCUAUGUCUCCCCCAAAAUGUUGCUCUUCCAGCUUCUCAUCCAGUGAUCCCACCACCUCUCUGGAUGUGCAAGCCAGAAACCAGGAAUCACUCUUGACACCUUCCUUUCCCUUGGCUCCCGUAUCCAAUCUAUCAUCAAUUCUUGUCAAUUUUGAAUCCAACCACUCUUCUCUCUUUACCUUAGUCCAGAUUACCAUCAGGCGGCUAACACCUUUCUAGCUGGUCUCUGUGCCUUGACUUCUGGCAAUCCCCAUCUUACCCUGCCCCAUUCCACUCUCCAUACCAUUGUCAGAACAAUUUUUUAAAUGACUCCCCAUUAUUUCAGAAUAAAGAUUAAAACCCUUUCCUUGGCCUAAAAGUCAUGCACAGUCUAGCCCUUUUCAGCCUCAUUUGUGUCAUGCUGGCUGCCUUUUGUUCUGGGGCCUCUUUACAUGCUGUUCCUGCCUAGAAUUCUCUUCCCUUCCCUGUCUGACUAGUUAUCUCCUAGUCUUCCUAGGUCUCAGCUCAGUGGUCUCUUCUGAUACCCAUAACUAGGUCAAAUCCACCUACUGUAAUAUGCUCUUUCAGAACCACGUCCCUUCUGAUCACAGGACUCACCACAGUUUAAACUUUACGUGUGUGUGAUUAUUUGGCAAAUGUCCAUCUCCUCCAUUAGACUUUAAGAUUUAUGAGAAAAGAAAUUAGGUUUUUGCUAACUUCUGUAUCCUAAUGCUUAGUGAAAUAUCUCACAUGAAGUUAGUGCUCAAUAAAUAUAGACUGGAUUAAUGAUAGGGUAGAAGGAAGACAGGGAGAAGGAAAUAGGGUUAUUUGACUCAUUUCUAAUGGCCCGUGACUCUGGACUAGAAGUCGUAAGUCUCCUGCUCUACUCUGAAGCAGAGUACUUUUACCUUCUCUCUGUCUACACAACUCAAAUGGCACACUGCCUAAAUGGAUCCUUGUGACCCAUCAGGCAACCUCAGUUUCAUAAUCAGGCAUACUUGUCCUUAAGUAAAUGAGAUACACUAAUCGUGGCACACAAUGCUACAGCAGCAAAGUCUCACCUUCUUUGUUCUUAUAAGCUUGUGGUCCCUAAAUUCAGUUAAUUGGGCCCGAAGUGUCAGAUCACUAUUGACGAGGAAUGCCUCCCGACACUGCUGGUAAAAGUCUUGAAAAGAAAGUCCUGGAGAGUUCAAAAGAUAAUGUGAACGUAAGUCAGUAUUUAAGACAUGACCCCAUAUAUGGAUACCCAUGCCGAAGAACACAGAAAAAAAGUGCUAUUACCAAAGUAUGUCAAAGCAGCCAGUAAGUGUUGAAGUAAGUAUCUCUGGAAGAAGCAAAGCUAGGGAAUACUUAGGUGUUAUGUACUGUGGCUUACAUUCCUAAAAGAGAACUGACUGGUUGAAAGCAGUCAACUGUGGCCAAGUAUGACAUAAUCCCAUGGACAGUUUUAAACAGUGUGAAUAAAGGUGACUUUUUUUUAAAGAGGGAACUAGUAAGUCAAAUGAGAGCUGAAUGAUUAUUAAAAUGUGUGUUUAAAUUUAACACAUUAUUUCACUCAAGGGGAAGAAAAUCUAAGAUGCCCAGCAUAUGAAAUAUAUGUAGUUGAAAGACACACAUCCAUAGGUGGCACAGGAAAUUUUAAAAUUAAGCUGGAUUUGUCUUUCAAUUUGUACUGGCAAACAGCCUGUUCAGCAGUGUAUCUGUAGGGCUGCUUGAAAAUUUUCGAUAUGGCAGACACGAUAUCACAGAGCAAACCAUUUAUUCACUGCUGUGAAAAACUGCAGUGCUAUUAUUAGAUUCUAGAAAAAAUAAUUUAUGGGAUGAAACAAAAAGUCACACAAUUUAAUAUCAUAAAUAUUGGAUACCAUGGGGCUUCCCUGGUGGUGCAGUGGUUAAGAAUCCACCUGCCAAUGCAGGGGACAUGGGUUCGAGCCCUGGUCCGGGAAGAUCCCACGUGCCAUGGAGCAACUAAGCCCGUGUGCCACAACUACUGAGCUUGCACUCUAGAGCCCACGAGCCACAACUACCGAGCCCACGUGCCAUAACUACUGAAGCCCGUGCGCCUAGAGCCCGUGCUCCCAAGAAGAGAAGCCACCGCAAUGAGAAGCCUGCACACCACAUAGAAGAGUAGCCCCCGCUCGCCGCAACCAGAGAAAACCUGCGCGCAGCAACGAAGACCCAAUGCAGCCAAAAAUAAAUAAAUUUAAAAAUAUAUAGUGGAUACCAAUGUAAUAAGGGUUAUCCUGGUUAUCCAGCUGAUACUUUAUUAGUAGCCUGAAAAUCCCCCUAGGGAAAAAAAAAACAAACAGAAAUUCAAAUCCACAAUGUUAACAUUCAAAGAUAACAGCUAAUAGUAAAAUACACAAAGAGUGUGAAACACCUGGCCUGUCUGUAUUACCUUCUGUUCCUUUCUCAAGGAACAUCGUAUCCUGGUCUACUUAAAAAGGAGAAGCUUUUUUAUUUCCUUUUAAAGAAAUCUAGGAGUACAGCUGACCCUUGAACAGCACGGGUUUGAACUGCGUGGGUCUACUUAUGCGUGGAUAUUUUUCAACAGUAAACACUACAGUACCACACAGCCCCCAGUGAGUUGAACCUGCGGAUGCGGAGGGACUGCGGAUAUGGAGGGCUGACUGUAAGUUAGGCAUGGAUUGACCCCCACGUUGUUCAGGGUCAACUUGUGUUUUUUUAGACUACAGGUUGGUCCACUAUAGAAAACUUGUAAUAUAUAAUAAAAACUAAAGAGGAAAAUAUUAACCCCAUAACCUUAAAAUAACAGCCACUAAUAUUUGAUGUGGAGAUCAUACGUGCAUAUGCUGCUUUCUCAAGUCUUUGUGGAACAAGGCAGUGUGAAAACAUAAAUUCAUGCAUUUACAUAUGGUACACACCAUUUUAUACCUCUCUUUUUCACUUAUUGAUUUUCCCAUGUCUUUAAAAAUUCUUCCUAAAGUUUUUAAUGUCUGCUCAUCUAUCGUACCACAAACUGACCAUUUCCCUACUGGUUUUGGAUGUUCACAUUACUUCCAAUUUUAAUUAAUAAAAAAUAUUAAUUUAUUAAAUUAAAUACAAUUAUAAAUAAAUACUCUUUCAUACUUUGGACUGUUUCUGUAAGAGUGUGUACCAAGUAGAAUUAUUGGGUUGGAAGCAGUGUUAUACAAACCAAGUUCCCCAGAAGUCCCUGGAUUUGGCAAAAAUUUUAAACCUUUUGCAUUUUCAUUUUUAUGACAGUCUAGAAGAUAAUUUCUAUAAGCAUAUUUUGGAUCAUCUGAAUGACCACUUUAUAACUAAGUACUACCACUGACUACACUGCUGAAUUUUGGUGAAGAUUUUUUGAUCAAUCACAUUCAUACCAAGUAAAGACUAAAUUACAUUGGAGUGUACGGAAUGAACCAAAAAAGCUUUGGAGACUAGCACACAGACAUUUAGGUAUGCCCAACUAAAAAAUAAUUGCAUUAGAGCAUUUACAUUGCAUGGAUUCCCAAGUUUAUAUGCAAUAACUUGCAAUAGUCCAUUAGGAGUAAGCAUAAUAGUAAAAUUAAAUGAACACUUUUUCUAUUCCCAAUUCCAUCAAAAAUUUUGAUUAGAUAUUCAUUUAAUACAUAUUUCACUAUUACUGCAAUGAUAACCUUCAAGUGUACAAAAACAGCUUUAUACAGUAACAAAAUUCACUGAAAUUAGCAUUUGAGGGUUAACAUCACAAGGGAGUCUUGUGAUGAUAAAGUUGCGUAUCUUGAUUGUGGUAGUUACACAAGGCUACACGUGACAAAACUGCACAGACCUAAACACACACACAUGCACAAAUGGGUGCACAUAUCAAUGGUGAAAUCUGAAUAAGCUCUCUGGAUUAUGCCAAUGUCAGUCUCCUAGUUUUAACACUGCACUGUGGUAUGAGUUACUGGCAGGGGGUUGGCUGGGAAAGGAAUGCUCAGGACUUGCCUCUUACGUUUCUCUGUGGCCUCCUGUGAGGCUACUCAACGCCUUUUUUCAACAGGUUAAUUAUGCAAUUUAUUUUUUCCUGGCUUAUGCUGUAUACAACUUUCCUUAACC
Molecule: messenger RNA, 12435 nt
Organism: Globicephala melas (long-finned pilot whale)
Lineage: Eukaryota; Metazoa; Chordata; Mammalia; Artiodactyla; Delphinidae
Gene: NIF3L1
Product: NGG1 interacting factor 3 like 1
Cellular component (GO): cytoplasm; mitochondrion
Source: RefSeq, a predicted model, not a curated record